CAGUUGGUCACUGAAAGCUUCCAGAAAAUGUCGAGUUUAUCACUGAUUGCCUUGUGUGUCUUAGUUGUUUUGACCGGAAAAUCGAUUGGACAAAAUGCUGGCAUAGAGGAUUCAUUGGCUUGGACCGAUGCACAAUUCAAGAUUGCUGAAUCUGUUGUCAUGAAAAAGCUACCAAAUACUGCUGAUGCUUUGGAUGAUGCCAGAGAUCAACUAGAUACCUUAAAAAUGGCUCUAUCCCAUUGUGACAAUGAGCUAAGAUCUAGUAGAAAGGUCGAUGUUCAUAGGAUUUGUGUGAAAGUCGUGUUUGGUGCCUUUUAUGUUUCUUUGGAUAGCUUGGCUGACGAGACCUGGGCACACUAUGGAGCCACCUCUGGAGCAUCGCGUGUUGGCUUGUUUUGACAAAUUGGAAAUAUGCAGUUCUUAAUUAAAAAACAAAAGUUGUAAAAUCUCAUUUCCAUUUUUUUCAAGUGUUAACUAUUAAGUUAUGUUGUAUAUUUUUGGUUUGGUUUUUUUGUUUCAGAAUUUCUCUGAAUUGUAAGAUUAUAUUUGUAUGUUUUUGAACUUUGAAUCAGUUCAAAAACAUUUUUUUUCAGCAAUUGAUUGAUUGAAAUAAAAGUUAGAAAUAGCUA
Molecule: messenger RNA, 629 nt
Organism: Drosophila eugracilis
Lineage: Eukaryota; Metazoa; Arthropoda; Insecta; Diptera; Drosophilidae
Exons: 2
Coding region: 28-399 (123 amino acids)
Source: RefSeq, a predicted model, not a curated record